Sycon ciliatum is the source of this 2032-nucleotide messenger RNA. RefSeq names its product arylsulfatase K-like. NCBI's taxonomy places the organism in Eukaryota, Metazoa, Porifera, Calcarea, Leucosolenida, Sycettidae. The transcript is spliced from 17 exons. Gene Ontology annotation, molecular function: arylsulfatase activity; glucuronate-2-sulfatase activity. Bases 123 to 1736 code for a protein of 537 amino acids. The record is from RefSeq and is a predicted model, not a curated record.
GAUAGAGGACAUAAGAAGAAGCCAACCGACCGCAGUUCUUGGUUUUCAGAUACAUGUAGGAGACAACGGUUAGAAGCGAGCUGUUUUGGAGAAGAAGUUUACAUGUUCUACUAUCUGUCAGAAUGGCAAAGUUACUCGGAUACAUCUUCGUGGCGCUGAUAGCGAACGAGCUGGUCGUGGCAGCGAAAAUGCCCAACUUCGUCUUUCUCAUUUGCGAUUCUAUGGAUGGCCGUGUGGUGGACCCGACAUCGCCGAUAUCGCAAGCCAUGGCCACACCUACGUUCGACAAGCUGGCGAAGAACGGCGUGAACUUUGUCAACAACUACUGUCCGAGUCCCCAGUGCGUGCCGAGUCGUGCGGCAAUGUUCAGUGGACGGUUUCCACACAAGACAAAGGCGUGGAGCAACGGGCAAGGACUAUGUAAGACAUGGAGUGACACAGAUCCUGACAAGUGUACAGAUCAGGGCACAAAUAAAUACUGGAAUACGUUUGAUUCCAUCCUGGAGAAGCACGGUUAUACUGUCAACCUUAUUGGCAAGGUGGAUGUAGGUGCUGGUUUGGGCGGUGGAUUCCACGGUGAGGAUGCCUAUGCUGCUCUGACUGCCUGGACGCGAGGUGCCAACAUCACUCACCCGCAGAAACAGGAUCCGAGAAACCUAGUCAGCAACAGCUCAAAAUUACCAAAGGAGGGAGACUGGAAGACAAUUGAAAAGUGCGUGGAGUGGCUAUCUACUGAAGCAAAGAAGAGCGAACCGUACUUCCUAUACUGCAGUGUAAACAUCCCUCAUCCAAAUUAUCAAACCAAUGCAACCUGGUUGGCCAUGGUCAAUGAAACAGCAGUGACUGUGCCGAAAUGGCUUCCAUGGGAAGAAAUGCACCCAGCUGACCAGUAUGAGAGUGCGUCUAAAGCUUUGUACUACGAUGGACUGGAACCCUUCAGUAAUGAUGAUAUUCUCAAUGUACGCCGGGCCUAUUACGCAAUGGUGUCCGAAACGGAUGCCAUGUUUGGCCGUGUCAUUGAUCUGGUUGAUUUGGAAGAUACAAAUGUCAUCUUUACAUCGGAUCACGGUGAAGGCAAUAUGGAACACAGGCAGAACUGGAAGAACUCCAUGUAUGAUGCCAACAAUCGAGUGCCUCUGCUCAUGUCUGGUGUUGGAGUGACACAGGAUUUGAUGGUUCAUAACGCCACUUCUAAUAUUGAUCUUUACCCGACUAUGCUGAAGUGGGCCGGUAUCAACGACUUUUCCAUGGAUGGUCUGGAUGGUAGAGACAUCACACCAUUUUUUGCUGCAGAACCUCAGCAGAAGAUGCAGCCAAACUACAUCGUGGGAGAAUACCACUCCAAUAUGGCCAACACUGGCCACUUCAUGGUGAAGAAGGACAACAUGAAGCUGAUUGAUUUUGGUCGUACACCACCGUUUCAGGACUACAAGCCACAGCUGUUUGAUUUGAAGGCUGAUCCUGAAGAGCUCAAUGACAUUUCCGCCGCUAAUCCGUCAAUGGUGAAAGAAAUGCAGCAGCUACUGACUACCAGGAUGGGAGAUAUUCAGGCAAUUGACCAAGAGGUCAAGACUCAGGACAAACAGCGCUUUCGCCAGUGGAUGGGCUUGCACAAGGAGAAUUGGCCACAGAUGCUGCAGAAAGCGGCGUACUACGGGCCAGGUCCUACCAAGUGGGGUACUGAUGCUGACAUCAAGCAAAUCACAGACUGGUUGAAUGGUACUACAACAGCAUAGACGACGGCACACAGGCUAUCUCUAUUAGCAAACUACAACAUGACUUCUGCCUGCUGAUAUUAUCCCCGUGUAGUCAUGAGAACAAGUCACCCCCCCCCAACUUUACUGGAAAUAUUCAGUUUCAUGAAAAGUUUUUCACUUGUAUGUACAUGUAGUAGAGUAUCUUAUACUAGUUAUAGCUCCACUAGGGACAUAAUUAUUCUGACACUCUUUUUGAAGUCAUUUCCGCAGUUUAUUUGACCACAUUUCAGAGGGCAGCACUUUGGUGCAGAGCCCAGAGAACUCAGUCAUUGUCA